Chaetomium globosum CBS 148.51 is the source of this 1644-nucleotide messenger RNA. RefSeq lists its product as uncharacterized. Lineage: Eukaryota; Fungi; Ascomycota; Sordariomycetes; Sordariales; Chaetomiaceae. The transcript has a single exon. The record is from RefSeq and is a predicted model, not a curated record. Bases 1 to 1644 code for a protein of 547 amino acids.
AUGACUGUCGUCUUGAGCCACGAAAGUGCAGCAAGCUUUCUGAGCGCGACGCCAGCACAGAGGCGCGACCUGAUCGAGGCCUCCUUGGGCCUGUCGCUAUUAGAUCAAUGCGAGCAGAUAGCGAAGCUAUCUCUCAAAGACAUCGACGCCCAGUUGGCCAAGAUUAAGGGCAAGCUAGACACGCAGGACUGGAAGAUAAAGGACAAUAAACGACGAUUUGAAAAUCUACAGAAAGAACACACAAAGCUCGAACGCGAGGCGCAGGAAGCAGUCACAUCUUUCGAGGUAGCUAUGCGAAACCAUGAAAGGAAGGAAGACCAGACCCCCGAUCCUGAGAUGGGCUCUCGCGAUAACAUUGCGAGACUAGAGGAUCAAAUCGACACCGAGCAAGAGAACCUUCAGCGGCUGGAGAUCUCCUGUGCCAGGAUGCAAGAACAGAAGCCUGCCGAGCCGGCGCCGGUGCCGGCAUCAUGGCUAAGCCGGUUACAGCAUCAACUAAGUCAAACCAUCGAAGCUAUGGCUGCGGCUCGGCCCAGGGGUCUGCGCAAGUUCUUUCACGUUGCAGAGACCUUCAUUCUCCGCUUCUUGGUCCAGACCGUCAGGAGCCUCCGGCGCAUAUCCGGGGAUCCAGAUGACGCUUCUCCAGAGACCAGCAGCGCCCAAAGCCAUGACCAAGAACUUCAAAAAGUGGCCGUUGAGAAUAUUCGCCGAGACCUUCAGAGAAGCAGGUCGCGGUUACAAAGUCUGAAGCACGAAAAAAGGCUUGCUAUCGACCACGCCGUGACGAUAAGCGAGCGUGCACAGCGCGCCAUGCAGGCUCAAAAGAGAGUUCAAGCUUUGCAGCACCAGGUCACGAUCAAGCAACAGAAGGCAGACACGUACAAACCCUUGGUAGAGAACGAACAAUCAUCUCUACACUCGCUGCGCUCGGAACGCGAAAGCCUAGCCAGCAAACAUCAAGAACUGACCGCCGAUCGCGAGCUCUUCGCCUUCUGGUCCUCCUCCAUGGCGAAGCAAACCUCCCGCGCCUCGUCUUCCUCAAAAAAAAACUUGAAAAAAGCGCCCAACUUCCGCGAACACAUCCUCACCAACUCCACCUCGGACCUCAACGCCCUCGUCACCGAGGCCCUAGCCGUCCUCUACCACGACACGCGCCACACGCACGGCCUGGCCACGGGCAUGCUGCGGACCCUCUUCACCGACCCCGACGACCCCACCAUCACCACCACCAGCACAUCCCGCCCCGCCGACCGGGUGCUGGACCCCACCCUCGCGGUCAACCCCUCCCUCGCGUACCACAAGCGGUCCAGCGGCGAGCGCAAGCGCGUGCUCCUGGCGCUGUUCUUCGCGCUGCUGCAGCUGGCGCGCGCGCGCAGCGCCCACCGCGCCCACUACGUACUGGUCGACGAGGUGUUUGACAAUCUGGAUCGGGCCGGCCAGACGGCCGUGGUGCGGUGGUGCGAUGUCAUGUCGCGGGCUGGCGUGGUGGGGUGGAUCGUGGUGAUUACGCAUAGCGCGUUUUUGGCGGAGAGGGAUUUCAGUGCGCCUGGGGAGGAGGGGGGCAGGGCGUUGGUGGUGGGGGUGAGGAUGGGGGAGAGGGGGACGGUGUUGGAGGUUGAGGGGCGGAGGGUUGGCGCGGGUUGA